AUGUCUUCUCCAGGGCAGCGUCGCUCACAGCGCACAUCUGCCUCGGCAACGCCUCGUCGCAGCGCUCGUGGUGCAAUCCCCUCCAGUAGCCCCGCGCCUGUAGGACCAGACGAACAACUGCAGUCCGAGGCCUCACAAGCUUCGCAGCGUGGAUCGCAAGCGACCCCCCGGAACAACCGACUUCAUUCUGCUGCUACUGCGACAGAAUCGCCGUUGUUCUUCCGCUCAUCGCCCGCCAACCCCUCUGGCUCAGGGGCAGCAAACGGUGCAGAAGAAAGCGAUGAUGGCGGAGCAACACCAAGAGCUAGUGGAAUGACCAUUGGAGAUUCCUCUCCGAUCCACUACGCGUCCAGUUCUAGCCCUGGCCGUGCUCGCAAUGCACAAAACACCGACAUCAGGAGCAGUAGCAGCAACCUCUUUGUGCGUGGUCCCGAAUCGGCUGCUCGAAGCCGACGAAGCGAUGUUCAUUCCGACGUCUUUGGAGCCAACUCGAGCACGAGACGCCGCAGACUGUUCGUUGAUGAGAAUGGCGUGCCCGUCCCCCAGGCCGCCUCGGACACCAAUACAUUCUCCAACUUGAACCCCGACACUUCGGACGCAGAUGUGCUUGGCGGUAACUCCUCGCGAGUCAUCUGGGGUACCAAUGUCUCCCUUGUGGACGCUCGACAUGCGAUGAAAGACUUCUUGAUGAACUUCCAACGCAAGUACCGCAUGAUCCAAGAUGGCGAGCUCGAAGAGGGCAUGAACCUACCGGCAGAUCACCCUGCCAUGGCUCGGGAGUACGUGGAAAUGAUGAAGAUGAUGCUCGAACUCAGCAUUACCCCUCUGAAUCUGGAUGCACGCAAUCUGAAGGCAUACCCGCCCACAAGGAAACUGUGGCAUCAGCUACAGGCAUACCCCAACGAAAUCAUUCCCAUCAUGGAUGUGGCCAUCAAGGACGUCAUGCUUGAACUCGCGGAAAAGAAGAUGGCUGAGAUGCGACUUCAGGUCUCUCAGCAACAGCGCGGUGCGCCAGCACGAGCCCGCGAUUCGAGUUCUCUGCCCCCGAUGCUGAGUUCUGAUGCGCCGACUCCUGGCGCUCCAUCGCCUGCACCGUUCCCUGACAUUCCCAACUUGGCUAGUGAAGUCGAUCAGCUUACCUACAAUGUCAGACCAUUCGGGCUCGACAAAACUAUUAAUCUACGAGAAUUGAACCCUGCCGACAUGGACAAGCUGGUCAGUGUUAAAGGACUGGUGAUUCGAACCACACCCAUUAUCCCAGACAUGAAGGACGCGUUCUUCAAGUGCUCCGUUUGCCACCAUGCAGUGCGCGUCGACAUCGAUCGUGGUAAGAUCACCGAGCCCACCAAGUGCCCUCGUGUGGCCUGCGAGUCGCCGAACUCGAUGCAAAUCAUCCACAACCGAUCCGGCUUUGCCAACAAGCAAGUCAUCAAGUUGCAGGAGACUCCAGACAAUGUGCCUGAUGGUCAAACACCUCACUCCGUGUCACUGUGCGCAUACGAUGAGCUCGUUGAUGUGUGCAAAGCUGGUGAUCGUGUAGAAAUUACAGGCAUCUUCAAGUGCAACCAAGUUCGCAUCAAUCCACGCCAGCGGUCCGUCAAGAACAUUUUCAAGACGUACGUUGAUGCAUUGCACAUCCAGAAGUCCGACAAGAAGCGUAUGGGUAUCGAUGUCUCGACUAUCGAACAGGAGAUGGCCGAGCACGCAGCUGGUGAUAUUCAAGAGACACGCAAGGUUUCAGAAGAGGAGGAAGAGAAGAUCAAGGCCACCGCGGCGCGGCCUGACGUCUACGAUUUGCUAUCACGCUCGCUGGCUCCCAGUAUCUGGGAGACAGACGAUGUCAAGAAAGGUAUCCUGCUUCAGCUUUUUGGUGGCACCAACAAACAAUUCGAGAAGGGUGGAAGUCCAAAAUACCGUGGCGACAUCAAUAUCCUGCUCUGUGGUGACCCUUCUACUGCGAAGUCACAACUGUUGCAGUACGUACACAGGAUCGCGCCCCGUGGUGUCUACACCUCUGGAAAGGGAUCUUCUGCCGUUGGUCUUACAGCAUAUGUUACCCGUGACCCAGAGACCCGUCAGCUUGUGCUCGAGUCUGGUGCUUUGGUACUGUCUGACGGUGGUGUCUGCUGUAUCGAUGAAUUCGAUAAGAUGUCCGAAGCCACCCGAUCAGUGCUUCACGAAGUCAUGGAACAGCAGACAGUAUCGAUCGCAAAGGCAGGUAUCAUCACUACCUUGAACGCUCGUACCUCGAUCCUUGCGUCCGCCAAUCCCAUCGGGUCAAAGUACAACGUCAAUCUGCCUGUGCCUCAGAACAUCGACCUUCCUCCGACUCUCCUGUCUCGUUUUGAUCUUGUCUACCUCAUCCUGGACCGCAUCGACGAGCAGAAUGAUCGCCGCCUGGCCCGCCAUUUGGUCAGCAUGUACCUCGAAGACAACCCGGAGAACGCUUCGAGGCAAGAGAUUUUACCAAUCGAAUUCCUGACUGCUUACAUAUCUUAUGCGCGCGCCAAUUGCCAGCCCAAGAUCACGGACGCUGCACAAAAGGCCCUCGUAGAGGCUUAUGUUGCAAUGCGCGCUCUCGGUGCCGACAUUCGAUCACAAGAGCGCCGUAUUACUGCCACUACUAGACAGUUGGAGAGCAUGAUUCGUCUCUCCGAGGCUCAUGCCAAGAUGCGUCUCGCGGAAGAAGUCACUGCGGACGAUGUCAACGAAGCUGUUCGCCUGAUCAAGUCCGCGCUCAAACAGGCUGCCACCGAUGCACGAACUGGUCUCAUUGACAUGUCACUUCUCACCGAGGGUACAUCGACUAGCGAUCGCCGCAGGAAGGAAGAUCUCAAGCGCGCUGUUCUUGCUGCUGUUGACGAGCUCGGAUCUGCGGGUCAGAGCGUCAGAAUGACCGACUUGGUUAAGAAGGUCAGAGAUGGCUCGAGCGAGCAGAUUGAGAAUGCAGAGUUCUUGGAGGUACUGCGGAGUGCAGAACUCGAAGGGCAGGUACAAAUUAGUGGCGAGGGUAUGAGGAGGAUGGUCAAGAGGGUUGUCGGCGCAUUCUAGAACAUAGACCGGUCUUUGAUUCGUGUUGGUCUUGGGCGGGUCUGCUCACACUUUGACGUUUUUGCCACGAGGUAGAUGAUUGAAAUUUGAAAUGAAGGAUGUGGAACGACGAAACUUCCACAGUACAAUGAAUG
Molecule: messenger RNA, 3185 nt
Organism: Parastagonospora nodorum SN15
Lineage: Eukaryota; Fungi; Ascomycota; Dothideomycetes; Pleosporales; Phaeosphaeriaceae
Exons: 3
Coding region: 1-3051 (1016 amino acids)
Biological process (GO): mitotic DNA replication initiation; DNA strand elongation involved in DNA replication; DNA replication
Cellular component (GO): MCM complex; nucleus
Molecular function (GO): single-stranded DNA helicase activity; ATP binding; single-stranded DNA binding
Source: RefSeq, a predicted model, not a curated record